GCCAAGAAACAACAAGGGUGCGCUAAGAACUGCAGUUAAAAACAUAACCCUCAUCUCCCAUCCCUCCAAAACCCUGCAUCUUCCUCAAUCCUCACCACCCCCCUAAACCUUCACUCUUCCGCCAUGGGAUCUCAAGCUCCUGAGGUGAAAUCAAACCUGGUUCUUAUUUUGGAUUACGGUUCACAAUACACCCACCUGAUUACCCGCCGAAUCCGCAGCCUCUCAGUCUUCUCUCUGUGCAUCAAUGGCACUUCCCCACUAGAAGCCAUAACCAAGCUGGAACCAUCUGUCAUCAUCCUCUCCGGCGGCCCACACAGCGUCCACGCCGAUGGAGCGCCUUCGUUCCCACCCGGGUUUAUUGAAUACGUCGAGUCUAGAGGCGUGUACUUGCUCGGAAUCUGCUACGGACUGCAACUGAUUGUCCAGAAGCUAGGAGGGGUAGUGAACGUCGGGGAGAAGCACGAGUAUGGGCGGAUGGAAAUUGAGGUGGCGAAGGGCGGAUGUGGGUUGUUUGGGAACAAGAGUGUUGGGGAUCGACAGGUGGUUUGGAUGAGCCACGGGGAUGAAGCCGUGAAGCUGCCUGAGGGGUUUGAUGUUGUGGCUCGGAGUAAUCAAGGGGCCGUGGCUGCUAUUGAGAACAGGGACAGAAGGUUCUAUGGGUUACAGUACCAUCCCGAGGUUACCCAUUCACCUGAAGGAAUGGAAACAUUGAGACACUUCCUCUUCAAUGUUUGUGGAGUUACUGCAGGCUGGAAGAUGGAGGAUGUGCUAGAGGAAGAGAUAAAGAUUAUCAAGGGAAUAGUAGGGCCUGAAGAUCACGUCAUUUGUGCUUUAUCUGGAGGUGUUGAUUCAACUGUAGCAGCUACAAUAGUACACCAGGCUAUUGGGGAGAGGCUUCAUUGUGUCUUUGUUGACAAUGGUCUAUUGAGGUAUAAAGAAAGUGAGCGGGUGAUGGAGACAUUUCACAGGGAUCUCCAUUUACCUGUUACUUGUGUUGAUGCAACAGAUCAAUUCCUAAGCAAACUAAAAGGUGUUGUGGACCCGGAAAUGAAGAGAAAAAUAAUUGGGAAGGAGUUCAUCUGCAUAUUUGAUCAGUUUGCGCAAGAUUUAGAGAAGAAAUUAGGGAAGAAACCUACUUACUUGGUCCAAGGAACAUUGUAUCCAGAUGUGAUAGAGUCGUGCCCCCCACCAGGCAGUGGAAGGACACACUCACACACUAUUAAGAGCCAUCACAAUGUUGGAGGGCUUCCCAAAGACAUGAAGUUGAAGCUCAUUGAACCACUAAAACUCCUCUUCAAGGAUGAGGUUCGUGAAUUGGGAAAGAUUUUAAAUAUUCCGGUGGCUUUUCUGAAACGCCAUCCUUUCCCUGGGCCUGGCCUCGCUGUUCGAAUUCCAGGUGAUGUCACAGAAGGAAAUGCCUUGGAAAUUCUCCGCCAGGUGGAUGAGAUUUUCAUUCAAUCAAUCAAGGAAGCUGGGAUUUAUGAUGAUAUCUGGCAAGCAUUUGCUGUGUUUUUGCCAGUGAAAACAGUGGGAGUUCAGGGAGAUCAAAGAACACAUUCUCAUGCUGUUGCACUUAGGGCAGUAACUAGUCAAGAUGGAAUGACUGCAGACUGGUACUACUUUGAAUUCAAGUUCCUCGAUGAAGUGUCAAGAAGAAUAUGUAAUGGUGUCCGGGGAGUGAACCGAGUCCUUCUAGAUAUCACUUCCAAGCCUCCAUCAACCAUUGAAUGGGAAUAAUCCUUCCAUUGUGAUUUAUGAUUAAUCUCUGGUGUUAGUGAAACCAGAGAGUUUUGGAAUGAUUUAUACCAAGAAGUAUCGUUAUAUUGUCAGCCUUAGUAUGUUAGUUUUAGAGGAUUGCUACCGGACAUUAUGGGUUAUCCCAUAUUCCCAUAGUGUCAACAUUCAUGUGAAAUUAUCAUUAUAUUCUCACCCAUAAGGUUACAUAUAUAUUCUUUGAGAGUUUGAGGUAU
This is a messenger RNA of Cuscuta europaea, 1970 nucleotides long. The record is from the annotation of a GenBank genome assembly. Lineage: Eukaryota; Viridiplantae; Streptophyta; Magnoliopsida; Solanales; Convolvulaceae.